Molecule: messenger RNA, 498 nt
Organism: Pseudopodoces humilis (Tibetan ground-tit)
Lineage: Eukaryota; Metazoa; Chordata; Aves; Passeriformes; Paridae
Source: RefSeq, a predicted model, not a curated record
AUGAGCUCUUGUGCGUGCUGGAUUCCUGCUGUCACCUCACUUGGCACCUUGGUGCUCCACGCUCUCCUCUUGCUGGUCCUUUACAUCAUGCUCAGCAGGAAAAUUGCCCAACAUUCCCGUGGGAUGCAGAUGAAGCCCAGCCCAGCCCCGGCCUCGUCACUGGCAGGGGACAGGGCACAAAAUCCCAGAGCACAAAAACCAUCACCAGCCUAUGCAGGGAGCAGUGACACAUCUUCAGACACCUCGGAGGACUCGGACAGCCCUUCCUGCCCUCAGGUACCACAGGAAAAAACAUCCUGCUCAGAGGAAAACAUCCAUUACACAUCCCUGGUGUUCCCAGGGAAAGGCCACGAGCCAGGCUCUGCCCAGGACUACAAGAACAUGAAGUCUGGGAUGGAUUAUGUCAAUGUGGACCCAAAGAAGAGGAAAAUAUAUUUCUGUCCAUUCUCCAGCCCCGAGGGAUCCAAGGGCGUGGAGUACACCCAGGUGAAGCUGUGA